AUGCGGAAGACUCUUCACAAGAGAGCCGUGACCAGCUGGCAGCCUCGUACAGCAGGCUCAGACCCUCCCAUUGCUCAGGCCUUCAUCACCUGUCUGGGACCAGGCACCCCGCUCCCUGCCCUUCCCGCCUGCCCUCCGCGGCGCGGCGGGGCCGAGGGGGCCGGGCGGGGGGUGCGGGGCCGCUGCCCGCUCCCCACGCGGCCCCAGCCCUCCGAACUGGUUACAGCCAGCGGCCGCCGCGCCGGCUCGCCGGGCUGCAGCCGCCUCCUCCCCCCGCUCCCCUUCCGCCUGCCGGGCCGGCCGCCCCACUCCAGGCCGGGCCGGCUCCCACGGGACCGCAUUCCUCCCCUCACCUCGCGCCGUCGGGAUCCGGCUCCUCGGCGGCGGCGGGAGCGGCAGCAUUCCCGGGACGCUGUCUCCACGCCGGCGCCCCCGGCGGCUUCUCCUCCCCGCGGGGCUCUCUCCGCUCUCCGGCCCGCAGCUCCCGAGCGCUCCCGGCCGCCGCAGCCCCGUCCCGCCUCUCCGCUCUCUCCCCGGCGCUCACUUCCCUCCCCUCCCCCCUCCCUCCCGCCGCCGCGGCUCAGCGCGCGCCCGCCCGGCCAGCUGCGCGUGCGCGGGAAGGAGCCCCUUCCUGCUGUCGCUGGAUUCCCUGGGAAGCCUGGGAGGGCGCGCGCGGCCGGCACCCAGCUGCGCGCGCACGCGCGCCGCCCCGCCUCCCCCCUCCUCCCUGGCCCGUGCGGGGGCGCGCGCGGCGCGCACCCGCUCCUGCCCUGGUGGCCGCGCGGGUAUCGCGGGGAGCCGCGAGUCAGGGGGACCGCGGUUCGAGUCCCGCCUCCGGCAGCGGCGCAGGCCGGGACGCCGCCGCGCCCCAGCGUGAGAGCGGCUCCGAGGUGUGCAGGCGGCCACGGGCUGGAUCCCGGGCCACCGGCACUGUCGGGUGGCGGCCAGCCUAAGCUAGGGCCUACGCUAAGCAUACAGCCAGCAGCGAUGCCUCCAAUGACGGAAAUUGGCGCUUGA
This is a messenger RNA of Agelaius phoeniceus (red-winged blackbird), 1017 nucleotides long. The record is from RefSeq and is a predicted model, not a curated record. Lineage: Eukaryota; Metazoa; Chordata; Aves; Passeriformes; Icteridae.